UCCCAUAUCGUUUAUUUAUGGUUACAUAAUUUCCUUUAUUCUAAGUCCAGGAUCAACGUAGAACGUAACAGUAGAUUCCCGCUUCAACUUCAACUUAAGUUAGUAUACAAAAACGAGAUGUCGUCUGUUCAUAACGAUGUUCGGAAAAAAGAACGGAGUCACGAUUCAUAGUUUCAUUUUAUAAGUCCGGGUUGGCGUAGCAUAACAAAACUUAUAAACCGAUGCAAUAAACGUAGGUGGGAAUGUUGUUUCCUUAAUGCGCUUGUAAUUCAUAUUUUGUUCAUAGUUAUCAUGAAGUCUAUUUAUAUUUUGUGUACGUUUUGUCUGCUUGAUAUCCGUAAAUUACAUCGUUUGAUUAAAUAUAUAAAUGCUUCAUAUAUUUAUAAAUUACUGACGAUACAAUAGUUAAAUUAGAGAAAUUGAAAGAUAAAAGUGAAUUACUGUGUUCAAGUAAACUGCAGUUUUAAUUUAUCUUUCCAACUUCUUAAUUCAAAUAAGAGCAUUAAUAAAAUGUCUCCAACGAAAUUAAUUAGAAAUAGCAGAAAUGAAUUUGAAUAUCCAAAUGCGAAAAAAAGAAAAAUUAAUAUUCAUGACGACAGAACUAUUAAUGGUUCGAUAGAAAAGUUAGAAAGUAAUGAUACUACCGAUUUACAUAUAUUUGAUUCAUUUUUUUUGGAUGAUUUUAAUGCAAUAAAUUCGUCUAAGCAGCCUGGAAUAUUAAUGGAAAAAGACAUAAUAGUAAAAAAAGAAAUAUUAGAUUCUAUUACUAUUAAAAACGAAAAUAAACAAAUCGAUUCAAUUGAAAAUAUACAUGAACGAACCAAAGAUAAAUGUGAGAUAUCUGAAAAAAUCAUUAAACCUAAAUGUAAAAUGACUUCUGCUAUAAAAUCUAAACGAAAUAAAAGGGUUGAAGACAGUGAUGUUUUAAUCGAACAAGAAAAUAUUAUGGAAGAAUUAAAAGAUAUAGAAGAAAGUGAACAAAUAUCAGAUAAUGAUAGGGAGAAAUUAGAAAAUUUAUAUAUUAAAUUGAUACACGAAAUACCACCCCAACAUACAAUUGAAAGUAAUGCUGGAUGUCGUGGACUCAAGGAUCAUGAAAAAAAAUUAUUUGAAAAGUAUGGACCGCUUCGUAAAGGUACUUACUCCUUGCAAGAAGAUGAAAUUAUCAAAAAAAAUUGGAAAAUAUUUUGUAAACUUCACAACUGGAAGAUAGAUAAUGUAAAACCAUUCCUAUCAUUAAAACAUAAUGGUAAAUAUUAUAUACAUAGUUUUGAAGAACGACAAAAAUUUGUUCAAUUUUUAGCUAAUGGAUUACCAUGGAGAACUCUGUAUAGUGUAUAUUGGCGAUUCAAAAAUUUAUAUCAUAAUCAUAUUUGUCAAAGAUAUAGUCCUGAAGAAGAUAAAAAGAUAAUAACUUAUGUAGAAAAAAAUAAUAAUCUGAAUAAACAUAAAGUUUUCUCUGAUUUAUCUAAAAUAUUGAAUCGUUCUAAGCAUUCAAUCUGGAUGCAUUAUGAGUUUAUUAUAAAAAAGCGUAAUAUUGAAGAGGAGAAUAUUUCUAUAUUGAACCCAAUAUGGACGUUAUCAUUAAUUAAGAAAUAUAUUAAAAAAUUACUUAAAUUAACAUUAUGUGAUGACAUACAAGAAUUGAAAAAUGCUACUAUCCCAAAGAUAGUUUGGAAAGAGUUGGAAAAGAAAUUAAAUAUAGAUCAUAAAACACUAAAAAGCUUUUGGGUGUUACAAUUACAUAUGCAGCUAUUUUGUCCAAAUAUCAUUUAUAUGAAUGAUGUUAAAAUACAAUUAAUAGAAUAUAUGUUUGAGAAAGGUAUAACAAAUAGCAAAGAAAUAGUAUGGUCAAAUCUUGUAAAAUACUUCGAUGGAAUGACUUCUUCGUUUCUAAAUAAAACAUUUAUAUAUCUCAUGAAGGAAUAUGAUGUAAAAAAAUAUAGAAGGAAAAGUUUUUUGGAUGCUAUAGAAUAUUUAUACGAAAAAAAAAUACCAGAAAUAAAAAAUCAUAAAUUAGAUAGAUAUUUACCUCAAAUUCAAUAUACUAAUGGAAAUAUAGAAAUUUUUACUGAAGAGAAAAUGAAUAAACUGAAAGAUAAACAAAAUAAAAAAUAAAUAACUACAAUAAAUUAUGUACCUUAUUUUUCAAAUUAUCACACAUAAAAUAAUGAUAGAACUAAUAUACAUAUAUUGGAUUGUAACAUAUAAAUAAGUUCAGUUAUACUCUAUUAUAAUUAAUACGUGUCUAUACUUCCGAGCAAAUUUAAUUAAUUAUGUUACAAUUUAAUACAUAUAUAUAAUCAACCACUUUAAUUUUUGAUAAUGAUAAUAUUAGGUUGAAGCUAAAAAUAUGAAAUUUAUUUUAGAAAAUGUGACAAUACAUUGAUAUUUUAGAAAUGUGACGAUACAAGUGAUAUACAAUUAUACGUACAGAUAUAUAUAUUUUUUUUUACAGUUCACAUUGGAAUAUAAUAUUUUAUGUCUUGUUUUUUUUAGAUUCUUUUUCAAGUGCCUUU
Vespula vulgaris is the source of this 2519-nucleotide messenger RNA. Its product is annotated as transcription termination factor 1-like. Gene Ontology annotation, biological process: regulation of transcription by RNA polymerase II. Lineage: Eukaryota; Metazoa; Arthropoda; Insecta; Hymenoptera; Vespidae. Gene Ontology annotation, cellular component: nucleus. The coding region runs from base 511 to 2118 and encodes 535 amino acids. Gene Ontology annotation, molecular function: RNA polymerase II cis-regulatory region sequence-specific DNA binding; DNA-binding transcription factor activity, RNA polymerase II-specific. The record is from RefSeq and is a predicted model, not a curated record. The transcript is spliced from 7 exons.